Messenger RNA from Hibiscus syriacus, 1493 nucleotides. Its product is annotated as serine/arginine repetitive matrix protein 1-like. Lineage: Eukaryota; Viridiplantae; Streptophyta; Magnoliopsida; Malvales; Malvaceae. The transcript is spliced from 2 exons. The record is from RefSeq and is a predicted model, not a curated record. The coding region runs from base 141 to 1436 and encodes 431 amino acids.
CAUUCACUACUCCCAUAAAAUCUUUUCCUUAUUCUCCACUUUUCCUUAAUCACCAAGGCUCCUUUCAUUUCCAUUAAAAAAGCACAAUCUAACCAGAGCCAAAACCCUCCUCUGAUUUUCAUUUUUCCCUAUCUUCUUCGAUGGCAGAUACAAAUACCUGCUCCAAACAGCGGCAACUAGUAAAGGAACAAAACCCAGCAAACCCGAGUAAGUCCUACACCAAUUUCCUUUCCAAAAAAGUUCUUGUGGUCAUAGUUUUCUUGGUCAUAAUCCCAGUUUUCCCCUCACAAGCACCCGAAUUCAUCAACCAAUCACUGCUCAAUCGUAGCUGGGAGCUUCUCCGCCUUCUAUUCGUCGGCAUAGCAGUCUCUUACGGUCUUUUUAGCCGACGGAACGAUGGAACGGAGAAGGAAAUCAACAAUCCAAAGUUAGAUAAUUUACAGUCUUUGAUGUCUAGAUUCCUCCACGUUUCAUCAGUUUUCGAUGAUGAAGCCGAAAACAUAUGUGGGUCUGAUGACGGUAAGGUCCAGACAUGGAGUAGCCAAUACUAUAGGAUCGAACCUCCUGUUCUCGUGGCCAAAAAACAAGGUGAAGAAAAGCCUUUGCUUUUGCCUGUUAGGAGCUUGAAAUCGCGUGUUUUGGAGGGGAAUAAUGUUGAGACAAGUGGGGAAAAUAUUGCCAAGUCUGGGUCUUUACGUAGGUCUAAUUCUAGUCUGAGUUCCAUAAUGGAAAAUGGGGAAACUCUGGUGGAGAAGAUGAAUGACAGUAACGUUGUUCUUCCUUCACCGAUUCCAUGGCGGUCGAGGUCCGUAAGAAUGGAAGUGAAGGAAGAUAUUGAGUCGUUUAGGCCCCAAACGACUCGUUUGUCAAGUUCAAAAUCUUUUUCUUCUUCUCCAAAGAAAUUAUCUCCUUCCUCUACUUCUUCGUUAACUGAAAUACAAGCAAAAACUAGUGAGGAUUUAUUGAGGAAAAAGUCCAUUUACAGGUCUCAUCCUCCCCCUCCCCCACCCCCACCGCCACCGUUGGUUCGCAAAUCGUCACCUUUGAAACGGGCUUCAAGUUUUACAGACGACAGGGUUUCUUUCCCACGGAAGUUUGCUAGCAAACCAAAUGAAAUGAAUGGAAGCUUUAAGCCGAAACCAAAGCCUAGUUUCAUGGAAUUCCCACAAGGAGAUCAGAAACAAGGGUUUGUUGAAACUAGUGAUGAAGAUGAUGAUUCAGAGAGUGAGGAAUAUGAAGAAGUUAGACCAAGCACCAACAACAAAUAUCCAAACAAUGAGGAAGAACCUAGUCACAGCAAUGGAGCAGAUGGAGGAUCUGAUGUUGAUAAGAAAGCAGAUGAGUUUAUUGCCAAAGUAAGAGAGCAAAUCAGGCUUCAAAGGAUUGAUUCCAUCAAGAGAUCAAGUGGCCAAAUCAAGAGAAACUCUACAAGGUAAAGUUGAAGACAUCAGUUAAAGCCCUAUAGAGUUGAAUUUGUAUUCGUUAAAUAUAUA